Molecule: messenger RNA, 1988 nt
Organism: Lingula anatina
Lineage: Eukaryota; Metazoa; Brachiopoda; Lingulata; Lingulida; Lingulidae
Source: RefSeq, a predicted model, not a curated record
AGCAGUGAUUGUGUCACGUUUUCCCUCGGCUAGGGGUUGAAUGCCCGAUCUUCAACCCAGUUAACACCGAGUCGUGGACAGCCAGCGACUUCGUUCACUCACAAAAUUUGUCUGUUGACAGUUAAGGGGACCACAGCGGACAGCGGCCUUGGUAACCUCUUAAGCAGGCUUGACACGUACAGGUCUGGGGAGAUCUUAUUUCACCAUAUCUCUAGGAAGUGUAUCAUUUUACCAGGUUACUUGGGGAUUUUUUAAGGGAGACCCAAAACUGCCCCUGUUAUUGGAAAGGAUCCCUUUAGCAUCCAGACACCAGGAUAUCAUAUAGAUCUGAUUCCACAUCAUGGCGAACUACCUGGGCCCCGAAAGUCCCAGGCCCUUUGCCGUGAUAUCGGAGACGUACCGGAACCGGCUGAAGAUUCCUCAAUACAGAGAGGAUGAGCAGCACAGCUUCGGGGAGACGUGGGAAGAAAACAUGUUCCAGCUGAUACAUAAACAUUUGGAGCUGGGGACUGCUGAUAGGUUUUGCUACAUUGGCGAGGACAAAGGAUCUUUGGUGGAGAAAAUCGAACACAAAUUCUGCCUCCUAGAGCCAACUUGCAGCGUAAUACCGGGCUGUAACGCGCACGUCGAAACCAUUUGCAAAACCAAGCGGGUCUCCAUCCCUAUUGCCGGAGUUGGCGCGGAAGAAUAUUUCGAAAAAAUGGCACGUGACGCACCCUACAAAGGUCCUUCUUUUGAUCGCGUUUUAUUAAUGGACUGUAUCCAAUACUUCGAGAAUCCGAGGGAGUUUUACGGAAAUGUAAUGAGGACAGUUUCUGAUUUCGGGAAAAUUUUGGUCAUCCAUCGACCCGGAUCUAUGAAUUCUCUGCCGUACCCGCGCGACGCUCUAAUCCGUGUUCAAGAAAAGGACCACCCGUACAUGCAAAUUAUUCGGGAUCUUCAAAACCACAACUUCGACGUCCAGUGGGAGAUAGAAACCCUACCCAUCAUCAUGCCAAAGGUAAAGUGGUUGGCUAUGAUACGGGACCGUUACCCUAGUCAGCUCGAGGCCAUCAGUAAUUUCGAAGUUUCAGCCGGCAUGAGAGAAUUGUGCGAAGGAUCCCUGAAAUACGAGGGAGAAAUGAUCGAAUUCAUUGACAGGCUUCUGUUCAUCACUGCCAGUAGGAAUCUUAGCCAGUCCGGCAUGCCCAUAGUCAAGAGAUGGGGUAAUGUGGGUAAACCUCAGCCCACCCCCACUGGGCAGGCGCUGAACUUACGGCUGGAAGUGACACCGGAUAUCGCCCGAUAUGUGCAGAAGAAAGAUUGGAAACCGAAAGACGAAAAGCGUUAUCCAUAUUCUGGAAACUGAAAGAGAUUAAAGACAAUACUUAUGUGUUAAGAUGUUAAGUAACGCAAAAUUUGGUGGUUUUGAAUUCAAUUAUUUUUUAAACCAUGUAUAAAUUGUAAAACAGGUCCGUUUGGUUCAUUGAAGAAGACGUCAACGAGUUCUACUUAUAGGACCUAUCAUUUUAGGGGAACAAAAAAUAUUUGCUCAUAAAUUCAUGUUUUCAAAAAUUAUCACCAGACACCCUUUAGAAUUAUAACGAUGUAUUUCAUCGUGUAUUGUAGUGCAAUGAUGUCUGCACGAAACGAUAAAAACAUCGAUGAAAGUAUAAAUGAUUAAUUGCCUAUCAAGUGACACUUGCAUGUAAUGCGCCCCUUUAUUGAUUAACUUCAUUAAUCAACACAGACACAGUGAUCGGGUAAGAACGUGUUACCAAGGUCGACUUUGUAUCAAAGCGAAUAUCGAACGAAAUGUUACACUUUGGGAUUCAUACAGCACAUAAAACGUUGCUUUAUUACCACACAUCAGAUUCAAACUCUGAUAAAUGUAUACUGUAAAAUAAGUCAUAGACAUUCGCAGUGUGCAUGUAUGUUUUUGCUGAUACUGCUUAUUUAUACGAAGACUGUGUGAUUUACUUAUGUAGACCCUUUCACUGAUAGAGUUG